GUUUGUCGCUUUUUCUAUGACACCAUCGAACGACUAGAUCCAAAGUUCCUGCGCUCGCUCCAAGCUCGACGCAAGGGCUACAACAGAAUGAAGCUUUUGGUCGUCUUUCAUGUGCUACUCUCCUGGAUCUCCUUCGUCUGUGUUGCGCAGGUGCACGGACAGGAGCAUCUGUCGUUCGAGAGUGGCGCCUCAGUACGACCAGUUGCUGACGAUGAGAACCCACGUGCGUACCUGAUACCGGAUAAGGUGGCAAAAAACAACGAUGGAACGGCUCCUUUGCCGCCUCCAAAGCCGAAGUAUGAUUUUGCGCACCGGACCUUUGUGCGGAUGCGCACGAAACCGCGGCUGAUAGCGGAUCAGAUACCGCCGGUGGACAUGACCUUUUUCGUCGACUACCGAUCUGAGGACCUCUGGCGCAUUGACUACUUCAACUUUUUGCAGGUGGACUACCACUUGGGAGGAGGGAGCAGCGCUACGACAAACGCGACAUCGGAAAGCCCGCAGAGUGGCCCUAGACAAGGGAAUGGUGGGUUUUUUGCUACGUCCACCGCCUCGUCAUCAGCAGUUCGAGAAGAGAGUCAGGGGAAUGCCUAUGCUAGAAACGGAGAGCUGCUGCUUGACGGUGCUGCCAAGGACAGCAGCGAGGUAGGAGCGGCCGGUUCUAGGAGGCAAAAAACCGAUGGCCGACAAGGGAUUGUUCAGACUGUUUUUGGUGCUGGCACUACAACUGCAGACAAGAGCACACAUAAAGAAAAAGAAACUAAAACCGCCUCUGACAAAAGUACGUCUGAAAAGACGAAAUCCAAAAAGCGAAAAAACUACAAGUACUUAUACAAGAACGGGGCCCGGGCGUGCAUUACCGAGGACGAGAGUGCGGAGACCCAUGCGGGCGGCGGCAGUUCCUGGUACAAGUUGGAACUGUUUCCGGAUCUCACGAACUACACCUUCACGGGCACGCUCGUUGUGAACGAUAUCCUCUGCCAUGAGUGGACUUCCGGUGUGCCCCGGGACGAAGUUUCGGUCGACAAGGGCGGGUAUUUGAAGUUCUACACAGAUGCGACUAGCACGGUGUCGUCGACGACCCGUGCGAGAGAUGGUGCGGCAGCAAAGAAUGGAACUACAAGUACACCAGAGAUGACCUCCACAUCAGUACCAGUCGGCGCGCCGGUGAAGUGGCUGGCGUUUCGUGCACGAAAUCCAGCGUUUGAUGCGCAUACCGACGUGUGGGAGAUGGACUACUUGCUCUUCGAGCCGUCCUACGAUCCUGAAAACAUGUUCGACAUCCAAUCGCAACUUCGAGUUUUCGACCUGCCGAAGGAGUGCGCGGAGAACCCCAUCGUGUUUCCGUCCAUGUCGCUCAAGUUUGGAAUCGGGAAGAGGCAGGAACCGAUCGAAAUACGAGGAAGCAAAGUACAUGCGGAAGAAGAGGCACGAGUAGAGGCAGCAACCCCAACUACAUCAUUUUCCGAAUUGUACGACCGAACUAGUGCGCACGGUCAUAGGCUUGACCCUGUGGUGCGACUCGGGCAAAUGCUGGCGGAAAAAACAGUUGCCGAGGAGCAAAUGACAUUGUGGCUUGCUCCUCGAGAAGAAGAAGAGCUAAGGUUUUUGCUACAGCAUCCGGAUGUCCACGACCACUUGUUUCGUCACAGAGGAAACCUGCCUGUCGAAACGGAGGAAACACUGCGAACUUGGCACCGGCAGGUCUUUGGUAAAAUUGAAUCUGAACUACUGCCACAUGAGAGAGGCGCUGUCUCUGGUAAUGCGCACAUUAGUACUUCUUUGGUCGUCCCUCCACUGCCUCUACACGAAGAAGCUACAACGACGCUGGAGCAGCAAAAGAGAGAAGAUGAAAAACAGAGCCAAAACCAGCAGAAAGAACAAUCCGAAGAUGAUUCACCUUCAUCCCUGGACGCUGACGAGCAGCCGCUGUUGGGCCGUAUCGGGGUGUUCACGCCCGGGUUAGGACUAAAGCGGGAGAAGAACGGGGUUCAAGUCGUGUUUGUGAAAAACGGCACGGUUUUUCCCGUGCUCCCCAGCUUCUACGAUUUGCGGUUUCUCCUCGGGCCCGUGAAGGACCAGGGCAUUUGCGGGAGCUGCUGGAGCUUCGCGUUUAUGGCGCCGGUCGAGGCGCAGCUGGCCAGCCGCGGGCAGCAGGUGGACAGCCCGGGGGGUCUCAGCGAGCAGUUCAUUCUGGACUGCGCGUGGGGCCCGGGCUCGCACGCCUGCGACGGCGGAAACGCGGGCGCGUCGGCGCUGAUCGACAUCCCGAUUCCCGACGCCACCGCCUACGGGGGCUACCUGUCCGUCGCCGGCCGCUGUCACACGCCCCUGCGCAGUCGGGCCGUGGCCACCUACUGGAUCCUGGUGCCGGCGUUUCAGAAUCUCGCCACCCGCGUCCGGACGGUUAAAGAGGCUUUGUUUCGCAAAGGGGUGCUGAGUGUCGUGCUCCAGGCCGUGCCCGAGGUGCUGUACUACGCCGGCGGGGUCAUCGACGCGGAAUCUUGCGAGAGCGUAAAACUAGAAGACACGGACCACGCCGUCGCACUUACCGGCUUCGAGGACGGCAGCGCGAAGCCCAGCUGGUCGCUGCGCAACUCCUGGUCCACGGCCUGGGGGGAGCUGGGCUACUUCCGCAUGUCCCAACAGCGGGAUUGUGGCGUCACUUUGGGCGCUGCCUACCCUAAAGUGAAGGAGGAUAGUACUACACAAGGGUGACUCGACAUGGGCAAAGUUACCUUUUGCAUCUGUAGCCUGCAUCACGUGGCAGCAAAUGAAAUUUGCGUAACGCUAAAC
Messenger RNA from Amoebophrya sp. A120, 2796 nucleotides. The record is from the annotation of a GenBank genome assembly. Lineage: Eukaryota; Dinophyceae; Syndiniales; Amoebophryaceae.